Messenger RNA from Branchiostoma belcheri (Belcher's lancelet), 1609 nucleotides. RefSeq names its product hemicentin-2-like. Gene Ontology annotation, cellular component: cell-cell junction. The record is from RefSeq and is a predicted model, not a curated record. Lineage: Eukaryota; Metazoa; Chordata; Leptocardii; Amphioxiformes; Branchiostomatidae. The transcript has 8 exons. The coding region runs from base 8 to 1504 and encodes 498 amino acids. Gene Ontology annotation, molecular function: cell adhesion molecule binding. Gene Ontology annotation, biological process: cell-cell adhesion.
UCUCCUGAUGCUCCUUCAAGGCUGUUUGGCGCAGCACACCAGCUUUGAUCUCCCCGAGUCGGAGGAAGCCACACUGGGUGAACCCGCCACCCUGCCGGCAGCCUACUCUUCAAAAUACAGCAUCAUUUCCAUAACCUGGUCCCGAGUAGUGGAGAGCCCUUCAGCAUCUGACAAGCGGAGCACAGUCUUCUCCCAUGUUCCUCUGGCGAACCUGAGCAGAGCAUACGGGCGGUACGCUGGGAGAGCGCGGCUAGUCGGAAGGGCUUCUCUACGAAUCGAUCCAACAAAAAUCGAGGAUGCAGGAACGUAUUCACUGUCAAUAAUGACCGGUGAACUAGGAAAUGAAGAGAAAUUCAUUCAUCUGGAUAUACUUGUUCCCCCAACUGUAGUGGUCGGACCCAGCGACCCUUUCUUCACAACAUGGGGGACGUCGGCAACUUUGACAUGCGCAGUAAAGGACGCGAGGCCCAACAUCACCUCUCUUCACUGGGAGAAAGAUGGCGGCCGAAUUGAGACCAGGGGAAUAUCUGGGAAAUAUUCGGGAGGAAAUGCAAAAAUUCCAUCAUUGACAAUUCGUCACGUCAGCAGAUCCGAUGCGGGGACUUAUACCUGUCUUGUACAGCACGUGACACGACCAGCCGCCGCCAGUCUACUGAUGGAAGUAUUCUACCCUGCCUCUAUCAUCAGCAUAUCAGACCCAAAAGAGGUUUCGUUAGAAGACCACGUCACAUUCCGCUGUGUGGCUGACGGGAACCCCCCUCCGAACAUCACGUGGUCAAAGUCAGGCCGGCCUCUGUGGGCACACGUCUACACAAUAUCCAAUGACGUCCGGACCAGUUCCCUUGUGCUGUAUAGUGUAAAUGAAAGCAGUAGUGGGUAUUAUACGUGUACUGCCAGCAAUGGUGUGGGCAAAAGGGCAGAGAAAUCAACAAAUCUCGGCGUCCUUGUUCCAGAGCGCCAGAUGAGUUUAACGACGUUCUCGACCAUUGCAACCAUCAUUGGGGCUUCUGCAGGAGGUCUCUGGCUGGUCAUUUGUGUCACGCUGGCAGGGUAUCUCGUCAAUCGCCAACGUAGAAAGCGAGAAGAGAGGAAAAAGUUUGCCUUUUACUAUGAUGCUAGUUUGACAAGAAGAAGCCUUUCUGCCGAACCAGACGGUAAAGAGAGUUCUACAAAUCUCCCAGGCAAGGCUAAUAGACUAACAGCAGGUGAUCGCGGAAUAGCAACAAUGAGGAGAGCACAGGGGAAUGAUAGGAAAUACGCUAAAGUCAUCUACGACUACAAGCCGCGGGAAGACAACGAGCUGAAAAUGGAAGUCGGUGACAUUGUAGAGAUACUGGAGGGUGAAGAGGGGAGCUGGUGCCUGGGGUAUCUGAAAGGACGGAUGGGACUGUUUCCUUCAAACUAUGUUUGUUUCGUACCGAUGGCAGAAGUGUCGCCAGCCACGUCACUGUACAUCCAUUGCGCGACAGACGAAGACAUUAAGCCUGCGAACGGGAACCUAUAGUCCAAGAAGGUUGUCUCAACAGGACAUCUUUCAGUGCUGGAUUUCACCACAUGUCGACAAGCCAUCUGAUCUCAUGAGAUUAUAGCUGCUCAUUAUUUGCAAAAG